This is a messenger RNA of Chinchilla lanigera (long-tailed chinchilla), 3956 nucleotides long. It is a transcript of the gene Adamtsl2, whose product is annotated as ADAMTS-like 2. The transcript is spliced from 19 exons. Gene Ontology annotation, biological process: extracellular matrix organization. Bases 452 to 3370 code for a protein of 972 amino acids. Gene Ontology annotation, cellular component: extracellular matrix. NCBI's taxonomy places the organism in Eukaryota, Metazoa, Chordata, Mammalia, Rodentia, Chinchillidae. The record is from RefSeq and is a predicted model, not a curated record.
GGUGACCUCAGCUUAGCUGCUCCAUCUGGACACCCGCAUGUGGUCCCCACGCGGGACCUGGGCCACCGGCCUCCUGCUCGCUGCUCCUGGGCCUCGUAGCAGCAGCCAGCAGGCAGCUGGGCCGCCUGGCGGGGCUCCAGAGGCGCAGAGCGGGUUAAAGUGUGCGCCAGUCCGGCCGGCGGCGGGCGGGGCAGCGGCCUGGUGGGAAGUGUGAGUUCCUCCCCGUCUGCCUGACAGCUAUAAAGGCGGCUGCGGCCACAGAGCCGCCACUGGGCUGCGCCCCUCCCCUCCCGGGAUCCCCUCCCUCAGAUGCUCUUUGAAGUGGGAGAGGGGCGGCUGCCGAGGAGGAGAGAGGCAGAGCUGCACGUCCCUGGCCUCUGCUCGCUCCCGCUGGCUGCGCACCUGGCACUCACCCUGCUCUGGGAGGACAACCUGCUGAGGCCGGGCCAGGAUGGAUGGAGGAUGGCAGUGUUCACGAUGGGCCUGGUCCUUGCUGGCCAUGGCGGUGGUAGCUGGGGGUGCAGCAUCCACAGAGCUCUCGGACAACAGCCCUACAUCCAACAGCCUGGAGGGCGGCGCCGAUGCCACGGCCUACUGGUGGGGGGAGUGGACCAAGUGGACAGCGUGCUCCCGCAGCUGCGGGGGUGGGGUGAUGUCCCAGGAGCGACACUGCCUGCAGCAGAGCACCCAUCUUCAUGCCAGGAGGAAGUCUGUCCCGGGUGCCGGCAAUAGGACCUGCACUGGGAUAUCCAAGCGCUACCAGCUCUGCAGCCUGAAGGAGUGCCCACCGGAUGGGAGAAGCUUCCGCGAGGAGCAGUGUGUCUCCUUCAAUUCCCGUGUGUACGACGGGCGGACCUACCAGUGGAAGCCCCUAUACCCUGACGACUACGUGCACAUCUCCAGCAAGCCCUGCGACCUGCACUGCACCACGGUGGACGGCCAGCGGCAGCUCAUGGUGUCCGCCCGCGACGGCACAUCCUGCAAGCUCACCGACCUGCGAGGGGUUUGCGUGUCUGGAAAAUGUGAGCCCAUCGGCUGUGACGGGGUGCUGUUCUCCACCCACACGCUGGACAAGUGCGGUGUCUGCCAGGGCGACGGGAGCAGCUGCACCCACGUGACCGGAAACUACCGCAAGGGCAACGUGCCCCUGGGUUACUCCCUGGUGACUCACAUCCCGGCCGGUGCCCGGGACAUCCAGAUCGUGGAGAGGAAGAAGUCGGCUGACAUGCUAGCUUUGGCAGAUGAAGCCGGCUUCUACUUCUUCAACGGCAACUACAAGGUGGACAGCCCCAAGAACUUCAACAUCGCCGGUACCGUGGUGAAGUACCGGCGGCCCAUGGACGUCUACGAGACAGGCAUCGAGUACAUUGUGGCGCAGGGGCCCACCAACCAGGGCCUGAAUGUCAUGGUGUGGAACCAGAAUGGCAAGAGCCCCUCCAUCACCUUCGAGUACACCCUGCUGCAGACCCCGCCUGAGCACGGCCGCCCGCCGGUCUACUACAGCUUCUCAGAGCCUGCCUCAGCCUCCGUCUCCGCCAGCGCAGAGAGCCAGGAGCUGGCCAGCGCUGGGCUCCUGGGCUUCCUGCAGCGCAAUGCCUCGCUCUACGGCCCGGCCUCCUCUGAGCAGCUGGGCCUGGACAACCGGUUUUUCAGCCCCCGGGGCCCUGAGGUGGACCUGGGCCCUCGUCCGGGCCAGGAGACCAACGAGGUGUGCGAGCCUGCCGGCGGCGGGGCCUGCCAGGGGCCCUCCAGGGGCAAAGGCUUCCGAGACCGCAACGCCACUGGGACAGUGCUCACAGGGGACAAGGAUGACCCAGAGGUGGACGCCCGGCUCUCCUCCCAGGAGUUCCUCUCCGCUAAUGCUAUCUCUGACCAGCUCCUGGGCGCAAGCUCUGACUCCAAAGAGUUCAGCCUGAAUGAGACAGGGAACAGCAUCUUCGCACAGGGUGCCCCCAGGAGUCCCGAGGCUGAAAGCCUCUACGUGGACUACGAGGAGGGCGAGGGGGCCGCUGCUUACCUGGUCAACGGGUCCUACCUGGAGCUGAGCAGCGACAGGGUCACCAAUACCUCCUCUGAGGCCCCGUUCCCCAACGCCAGUGCCAGCCUCCCUGCAUCGGCCGGGAACAGGACCCACAAGGCCAGGACCCGGCCCAAGGCGCGCAAGCCAGGUGUGAGCCCAGCCGACAUGUACCGGUGGAAGCUGUCAUCCCACGAGCCCUGCAGCGCCACCUGCACCACAGGGGUACUGUCAACCUAUGCCAUGUGCGUCCGCUACGACGGAGUCGAGGUAGAUGACAGCUACUGCGACGCCCUAACCCGGCCCGAGCCUGUGCACGAGUUCUGCGCCGGGAGGGAGUGCCAGCCCAGGUGGGAGACCAGCAGCUGGAGCGAGUGCUCGCGCACGUGUGGAGAGGGCUACCAGUCCCGCAUCGUGCGCUGCUGGAAGAUGCUGUCCCCCGGCUUCGACAGCUCUGUGUACAGCGACCUGUGUGAGGCCGCUGAGGCCGUGCGGCCCGAGGAGCGCAAGACGUGCCGCAACCCCGCCUGCGGGCCGCAGUGGGAGAUGUCCGAGUGGUCCGAGUGCCCAGCCAAGUGCGGCGAGCGCAGUGUGGUGACCAGGGACAUCCGCUGCUCCGAGGACGAGGAGCUGUGCGACCCCAGGACCCGGCCCGUGGGGGAGAAGAACUGCACCGGGCCCCCCUGCGACCGCCAGUGGACCGUCUCGGACUGGGGACCGUGCAGCGGGAGCUGUGGGCAAGGCCGCACCAUCAGGCACGUGUACUGCAAGACCAGCGACGGGCGGGUGGUGCCUGAGUCUCAGUGCCAGGCGGAGACCAAGCCCCUGGCCAUCCACCCCUGCGGGGACCGGAACUGCCCGGCGCACUGGCUGGCCCAGGACUGGGAACGGUGCAACACCACGUGCGGGCGCGGCGUGAAGAAGCGGCUGGUGCUGUGCAUGGAGCUGGCCGACGGGAAGCCGCAGACACGCAGCGGCCCUGAGUGUGGCCUGGCCAAGAAGCCGCCGGCGGAGAGCACCUGCUUCGAGAGGCCCUGCUUCAAGUGGUACACCAGCCCCUGGUCGGAGUGCACCAAGACCUGCGGCGUGGGCGUGAGGAUGCGGGAUGUGAAGUGCUACCAGGGCACCGACAUCGUCCGUGGCUGCGACCCACUGGUGAAGCCCGUUGGCAGACAGGCCUGCGACCUGCAGCCCUGCCCCACGGAGCCCCCAGAUGACAGCUGCCAGGACCAACCGGGCACCAACUGUGCCCUGGCCAUCAAGGUGAACCUCUGCAGCCACUGGUACUACAGCAAGGCCUGCUGCCGCUCCUGCAGGCCCCCCGCUUCCAGCCGGGGUGCUGCAGCCCCUUGAGAUCCACAUGCCCUGUCCUGGGGUUGCUGCAGCUCCAGGGACCCCCCUGGACACUGUCCUGCAGUCCCCCAGGCUGGGAAGAUGUGACACUGAGCCUUGGUCCACAAGAAGGACUUCGGGGCCCCCAGUGCCCGCCAUGGAAACUGCCCACAGGGCCACACGGACCCUUUCUGAGGCUCCCACCAGCAGCCUGAACCAGAGGCUCCGCCCAGCAUGGGGGGGAAGUUCCUGUAGUUCAAGGCCUUGACUGGACCAGCAGGGCUUCUCAAGGUGACUUGCAGACGACUGGGGAAGGAAGUGCCUCCCUCGCUCAGGUGACUUGGGUUGCAGGAGCUGCGGGCACUGGGAGGCCCAGACUGCCCGGUUCCUGAUGUGCACAGAAGUCCUCCUUCCAGGGGGUUAAUCUCACAGCUCAGCGUAGGCUCCGCCUGCUGUGUAGGAGCUCAUGUAUUGGAGGGAUGGGCACACCCUACGCCCCAGGGCAGGCCCUCUUUUUUAUGGUGUAUUUGUUCAUGGGCAGCAGGAUGCCCUAUAACCCCCGCCGUACUCACCGGUUUAUGUUAAUAAAGUGGUCAAAGUGGUCUUA